Sphaeroforma arctica JP610 is the source of this 1758-nucleotide messenger RNA. RefSeq lists its product as hypothetical. Gene Ontology annotation, molecular function: syntaxin binding; soluble NSF attachment protein activity. Gene Ontology annotation, biological process: intracellular protein transport. The coding region runs from base 222 to 1280 and encodes 352 amino acids. The transcript has 6 exons. The record is from RefSeq and is a predicted model, not a curated record. NCBI's taxonomy places the organism in Eukaryota, Ichthyosporea, Ichthyophonida. Gene Ontology annotation, cellular component: vacuolar membrane; SNARE complex.
CUUAUGCCUUUCUAGAAGGUUACAUAUUUACAAGAGUAUACAAGGCAGUGUACACAGUAUAAGUAUACACAUCACACGACACAGUCUGCCAGACACACACUAUACAGGGAUACACUAUAAAGUGGCAACUGAGAACAAAAAGAGUUUCUUUAACCAAGUAAUUUAAACGCAGACUUGUAUGUACUAUUGGGAUAUUCCGCUCAUUAACUUCUAUAAACACAAUGACCUCGGUGGUGAAAGAGGGGAAGGACUUUAUACAACAGGCCGAGAAAUGCCUCAAGAGCGGUUUCUUCAAGAAGCCUGAUCCGCAAUCUGCGGUGGGGUUAUAUGAGAAGGCUGCGCUGAGUUUCAAGAAAGCGCGAGCGUACAGAGCAGCAAUGGAGACAUAUCUCAAAGUAGCAGACAUGCACCAACAGCUGGACAAUGGUUUCCACUCUGCCAGAGCACUGGAAAGCGCAGCCAUGAUGGCCAAGGACCACAAGCAGUAUGCCGAAGCCGCAGGCUACUUCAGCCAGGCAGGUAUCAGAUAUAGAGAAUUCGGGUCCAAUGAUACAGCAGGCUUGACACUCGAAAAGGGCGCCAAAUUCAUAGAGAAAGUAGAACCCGACCGUGCAAUAGAUAUGUACGUGGAUGCGGCCGACUUGUACAACGAUGAGGAGAAAUACGCACAAUGCGGCGAGUGCUACAGGAAAGCGGCCAUGCUGCACCUGCAGAAUCAAAAAUUUGCCGAGGCAAUCAAGUUGUUGGAUCUACAGGCCAACGCAUUCACGAGCGCUGAUGUGAUGGAGAAAGUGUACCAAGUAUAUCUGUCAAUCGUUAUCGUUUACUUGCGCAUGGGUGAUCUGGUUGCUGCCAAUGAGAAGGCCGAUACCUGGGUCAUGAAAUCUGGGUGGUCAAAUUCUGACGAUGGACGUCUUGCGGAUCACGUAAUACAAGCAUACGAUGAAGGAGACCAAGAACUGAUGGAGGCGACUGUCAAGAAGCAACGUUUUGGUUACCUUGACAACGAGGUGGCAAAGAUUGCGCGGGGCCUGCGCGUGCCUGGAGCUGGUAUGAAGAAGAAGAAGUCGGCUGUGGACACCCCAACACCCGCGAGCGAAAAAGAGAAUGCGAGAGCUGCAGAUAUAUCACCAACGGAAACCACGGCCGAAGGGCUACCAUCCGAUGCGGCAGCUGCGCAAGCGCCUAUCCAUGCAGACCAGCAAGCAAGCAAUAUCACCCCACAGCCCGCAGAAGCGUACGAAGACGAGGACGAAGACGAGGAGGGAGGGCUGUGCUGAUAUGUUGUGGACAAGCAGCCAGAGACAUGUGCGGCUGCCUAUGAUCAGUUGCUGCUGCAACAAGCGAGUCUUUACUUCGUGAAGCAGUUCUGUACCUCUGUGUCUCCGUAAAAUACAUGCAACAUUUAGAUAAUCCAAUAGAACACAUGCAAACAGAUUUAAAUGUCAGUAGCACUGCAACAGACAUGUGUUACAGUGCAAGUCAGUUGUGAAUUAUAGAGGGUGGCUAGCUGUGAGUUAUAGAGGGUGACUAAUUGUGAAUUAUCGAGGGUGGAAUUAGCCAAUGCAACAUGAAGUAGUUUGUUGUUGCCAAUCGCAGCGCACCCAUGCAGAGAAUACUCGGGGGAGAAUCAGUGGAAUUAGAAAUCGCACGGAAUUCUUGCUGCACCCUAUUCCAUACCAGCCCCAUGGCUUCACGGCCCAGUGGUUCGGUCUAAACCCCUGCAGGAUCCAAUUAAAGUACAGAUCAGAGCAAAAG